Molecule: messenger RNA, 1203 nt
Organism: Cordyceps fumosorosea ARSEF 2679
Lineage: Eukaryota; Fungi; Ascomycota; Sordariomycetes; Hypocreales; Cordycipitaceae
Product: Cell wall galactomannoprotein
Exons: 1
Coding region: 1-1203 (400 amino acids)
Cellular component (GO): extracellular region
Source: RefSeq, a predicted model, not a curated record
AUGAAGCUCUCCAACACCCUCGCCGUGCUGAGCCUCCUCACAGGCGGCUCAGCCGCCGCCUCCCUCUACGACACCAUCGUCGCCGCCAUCCAGCAGUCGGACAAGGACACCGUCGCCCUCAACGCCGCCUUCGUCGCCUUCACCGGCGACAUCCAGCCUGUAGUCGCUGCUGCCAACACCCUCGUGGCCAACGUCGUCAAGAGCCAGCAGCAGAUCAACGCCACGCCCGGCGCUGACCUGGUCACCGACGACGUCCUCAACCUGAGCACCUUUGUGAGCGCCCUCUACACCGACUCGAAGACGCUGGUGGCCACCCUGACGGCGAUGAAGCCGACGGUGGAGGAGGGCAAUUUGUGUGCCACGGUCCAGAAGCAGACGGCGGACAUUGCGAGCGCGUCCAACGGGCUGAUUGACGACAUCACGAAGCGCGUGAACCCGGCGGACAGGCCGGCGGCGGGCGCGGUGAGCGGUCUGAUCACGGAGCAGCUGGCGAAGGCGGUGGCGCUCUUCAAGGACUGCAAGGAUAAGAAUCCUCCGACGUCUACUUCCACGGCGACGUCCAGUACUUCAUCAACCAGUACGACUUCGUCUGGUGGCGUCACCUCCUCAACCGGAACUACUUCCUCUACUGGGACUGGAACCACGACUGGUACCACAUCAACCGGCACAACAUCGACUGGAACUUCUUCAACUGGUACCUCUUCGACUGGAACUUCUUCAACUGGUACUUCCUCCACUGGUACCACGUCUUCAGGAACUACCGUCACCACUAGCACCGGCACCGGCAUCACCACCCCUUGCACUUCCACCACGAGCAUCAUUACCAGCUCUCGCUGGAACAACAGCACCACCACGAGUGCUCCCGGCGGCGGUGUCACCGUCACGACCAUCUGCACGACUCCCACUCCCACUCCGACCGGUGGCAGUGGCUGCAAGACUUGCCCCGGCGGCGGCAACGGCAACGGAGGUGGCAAUGGAAAUGGCAACGGAGGAAACGGCAAUGGCAACGGUAAUGGAGGAAACGGAAACGGUAAUGGAGGCAAUGGAAAUGGUAACGGAGGCAAUGGAAAUGGAAACGGAGGAAAUGGCAAUGGCGGCUCGGGUUCGGGCGGCAACGGCAACGCGCCUCCGACCACCAACAACGGAAACCUCAUGGCUCCCGUUGGUGCCCUCGCCCUCGCCAUUGCCGCUCUCGUCAUCUAA